Cajanus cajan (pigeon pea) is the source of this 1190-nucleotide messenger RNA. RefSeq names its product gibberellin 20 oxidase 2. Lineage: Eukaryota; Viridiplantae; Streptophyta; Magnoliopsida; Fabales; Fabaceae. The record is from RefSeq and is a predicted model, not a curated record.
UUGGUAGGUAGGUAGGUGAUAUGGAUUCGGGCCACGUGGGCAGUAAUUUCAUUUGGCCAGAGGAGUACUUGGUGGAGGCAGAAGAGGAGCUCGAAGCACCAGUGGUGGACCUUGAUGGGUUUCUGAGGGGGGACGAUGAGGCCACAGAGCGUGCGGCUAGGCUCGUGAGAGAAGCUUGCAUCAACCAUGGCUUCUUCCAAGUCAUCAACCAUGCUGUUCAUCCAUCCCUCAUUCGUCAAGCACAUCAUCAUAUGGACUCUUUCUUUAAGCUCCCCAUUCACCGCAAAUUGACUCUCCUUAAGCCCCCCGCUUCCAUGUGGGGCUACUCCGGUGCACAUUCUCAUCGCUUCUCCUCCAACUUGCCAUGGAAGGAAACCCUCUCUUUCCCCUACCAUAACAACUCCUCUCACCCCGUUGUAACAACCUACUUUAAAUCCAACGUAGGCCAAGACUUUGAACAAGCCGGAGUGACCAUGGAGAAGUACUGUGGGAGUAUGAAGCGUUUGGGGAUGAAACUGACGGAGCUAUUGGCAAUAAGCUUAGGGGUGGAUAGGUUGCAUUACAAGGAGUUGUUUGAAGAAGGGUGGUCCAUCAUGAGAUGCAACAAUUACCCAUCUUGUGAAGAACCAAGGCUUACGCUAGGGACAGGACCCCAUUGUGAUCCAACUUCUAUCACAAUUCUUCACCAAGAUCAUGUUGGAGGCCUUCAUGUCUUUGCGGACAACAAAUGGAAGACGGUACCACCUCGUCUUGAUGCCCUUGUUGUCAACAUUGGAGACACCUUCACGGCAUUAUCGAACGGGAGAUACAAAAGUUGCCUUCAUAGGGCAGUGGUGAACAAGUACAAGGAGAGAAAGUCAUUGGCAUUCUUUCUAUGCCCCAAAGAAGACAAGUUGGUGAGUGCCCCCGAUGAUAUUGUUCGCUUGGAUGGGACGAAACAGUAUCCCGAUUUUACAUGGUCACAUUUUCUUCUAUUCACGCAAAAGUACUACAGAGCAGACGAAGCUACACUGCCAAACUUCAUCAAGUGGUUGCAAUCCUCCAAAACCACUAUCUAGCUUUACACUACCCUACAAACUUCUUCUGUUCUACCACUUUACUUUUCCAUCGCAUCUAAAUUCCUUCCCUACGUACACUUCAACUUUUUUAUGUCACUUAGCCAUAUGUGUACUGCAUGCAUGUCUUUCCAA